AUGACGUCGCUGGUAAAAGCGAAACAAGAAGACUACCACAACCACAUUCUCAAGAUUACUGUAAUCAUAGAAGAUUUCGAGAAUAAGCUGCUACAUGACCUCGUUCAACCACAAGACUAUCAACGGAUUUACGACACUCUAUCUGCGUCGGUUGCUACUGAAUACGAGCACAAAAUCGUAGCAUUUGAUGAAUCAAAAGUUAUAGAGCAUGAUGCGCCGACAUUCUCGAUCAAGAAGCUCAAUGAAAAAUACAGUUCAGUACUGUACGAAUCGGAUAUGGUUCUACAUCCUGAUCGCCUACAAGCGAUUGUGGAUGCGUCACUUGAUGGCAAGGGCAAAAGGAAAAGGAGAAAGCGAAAGGCUUAUGUCGAUUACAUGUACCCGAGAACAAUUUGGACCGGAGGAGUACCAUAUUCUAUACACAGCUCAUUAGUGGGACGCGCCCGAGAGAGCGUGCUCAGAGCAAUUUCUUUCUGGCAAGCGGAAACAUGCGUCGACUUCCGCCCGAGAACGAAUGAAAGACAGUUUCUGGAAUUUAUUGGCAAUGAUGAUGGAUGUUGGAGUACUGUGGGCAAGGAUGAAAAAUUAGGAAGACAAGUACUGAGCAUUGGAAGAGGAUGUGAACACUUCGGAGUGACAUCGCAUGAGUUGGCGCACUCUUUGGGAGUUUUUCAUGAGCAAUCGAGAUAUGAUCGCGACCCGGUAGUUCAGCUUAAUAGAAGAGUUGUUGAUCCUACACUUUUGUUCAACUUUGCAAAGAUUGGUCCCAGAGAACUGAACACCUACAAUCUACCCUAUGAUGUCGGCAGCGUCAUGCACUACACUCCUACAGAGUUUUCCUCAUAUAGAAACAUACCUGCUUUGACCACAGUUGAUCCAAAUCUUCAGCAAACUAUGGGACAAAUGGAGGGACCAUCAUUUCUGGAUGUUAUGUCAAUAAAUUUGCAUUAUAACUGUCAAGAAAUUUUGCUGCCUAGAUGUCCGAGUGGAUUUGGUGGACAGUAUUGUAACGCUAUACCACCAUCGUUCUCAAAUGGUUGUGGAGGAGAGUUGAUCGCUUACGAAGCAAUUCGAAGAUUCGACAUCACCAUCAGGCAGAUCGGACAACAACGAACAAAGCAGUGUAUAUAUCAUUUGAAAGCACCCAGAGGCAAACGCGUGCUAGUAAAUCUAGUCCGUGUCCAAGGUAGAUGCGUUGAAGGAUGCUGGGAAGAUGGUGUAGAGUUCAAAAUGUCUACCGAUCCGCGUCUUGUUGGUUACAGAUUCUGCUGCCAACCACGUUAUCAACAGCGAAUUCUCUCCAGAAGUAACACUGUGCCAUUCAUAGUUACAUCACGCAAUAUUGGCAUUACACUCACGUUCGAGUACACAUUCGUUGAUGCAAAUGCUCGCCACGACUUCGACGAAGUAGAGCCACCAACUACACCUCCACCAGCGGAAGUUCUGCAAAAUACCGAAGAACAAUUAGACGGAGUGAAUACAAAGGUUGAACUGCUGCUCUAA
Cylicocyclus nassatus is the source of this 1503-nucleotide messenger RNA. The record is from the annotation of a GenBank genome assembly. Lineage: Eukaryota; Metazoa; Nematoda; Chromadorea; Rhabditida; Strongylidae.